CUAAAGGUGAAGGUCAGGAUGGGGAUGGGAACAAGGUGUCGAGUGAGUCGGAGGCUGCCACGCCCACCCCGAAGACGCCCAAGAGCGCGCGUGUGGAUGACCGCAGGUUCUUCGGAGAGAACUUCAACCUUGACCUCGCCACCACCAGUCUAUCCGCGACGGGCGCCAAAGUUUUCGACCAGGCAACUGUGGCCUUCCAGAACAAGUACUCGGAAAUUUUCCCCACCAAGACCUGCCUACAGCUCAAGAUCCGCGAGGUGCGGCAGAAGAUGAUGGCCUCGGUGCAGAACACUCCGAAGACUCCGACCACACCGUCUGCUGCCUCCUCCUCCUCAUCCUCAUCGGAGGCACAAGAAUCCUCCAAGACCUCCCAGCCCCCCUCCUCCUCCUCCUCCUCGACUUCGACGUUACAGUCGGUCAUGUCAUCCUCCGGUCUGUCUGCGGGUCAGAUGGGCUCCACACUGACGGUACCCAUGGCGGGCCAGGGUUCGACCACCUUGCUGGCCCACGGUGUAGGCCCGCGACGUACUUCACCCAUGGCCAAGUCUCCUUUGGCCUUCAACAGUGUGCAGUGAGGCGGAGCGGGUGCCUGUUGUCUGCAGGUUUUUGUAAAACGGUGCCCACCUUUGCCAACAGUUAAAGACAGAGCCUGUAGUUGAAGAUGCUGCUCUUUGACAACAGAGUUGGAAAUCAGAACCGACUGUCUUGAAAGAGGAGCUCUUGACCGACAGUUAAAGACGGUGCACACCUUCACCCACAGCGU
Molecule: messenger RNA, 763 nt
Organism: Aplysia californica (California sea hare)
Lineage: Eukaryota; Metazoa; Mollusca; Gastropoda; Aplysiida; Aplysiidae
Product: protein capicua homolog
Biological process (GO): regulation of transcription by RNA polymerase II
Cellular component (GO): nucleus
Molecular function (GO): RNA polymerase II transcription regulatory region sequence-specific DNA binding; DNA-binding transcription factor activity, RNA polymerase II-specific
Source: RefSeq, a predicted model, not a curated record